Messenger RNA from Amphibalanus amphitrite, 2234 nucleotides. RefSeq names its product alpha-(1,3)-fucosyltransferase 7-like. The transcript has a single exon. The coding region runs from base 526 to 1848 and encodes 440 amino acids. Gene Ontology annotation, cellular component: membrane. NCBI's taxonomy places the organism in Eukaryota, Metazoa, Arthropoda, Thecostraca, Balanomorpha, Balanidae. Gene Ontology annotation, molecular function: alpha-(1->3)-fucosyltransferase activity. The record is from RefSeq and is a predicted model, not a curated record.
GCCCCGAAUCUCACGAUGGGAUCAACAGCACGUCACUAUCUGCUGAGCCAGGCGCUGAUCAGCGAUAGGUGGACUGUUUGGGGCGCGGGGCACGGUACAGGCCCCCUGACCCCUGGACCGACUAUCUAAACAGCUCGGGAUCAAAAUACGAGUGGCGGCCGCGGCAGUCGGGCAGAUAGUGCCUGAGCCGCCCUGUGGACAGUGGAUCUUCGUUUUACACGAAGGUGCUCAUUGCUCAGUGGGUCUCGGUGAUACGCAUAAGGAUACUCUGCAUUUCUGUCCUGUGAGAGAAGACACGACUGCUCCUUUUCACCAGAGAACCACAUGAGAUAGAGAACCUAUACUCUGCUGCUAUACAGUGCUGUUAAAUAUCGCGCAGCCUAGUGAACUUCCCCGCCGCCGUUCUGGAAGACUGCCUGCUGUUAUAAAGGUGUGUAGUGAAAUUUUGACCUCCUCGGAGAGACUAACAGUUCGGCCGGACGCGUCGGGAGAAGUAUCGUCCCCACGCGCGCGCCGGCUGUAGCCAUGUCCGGGGUGUCCAGCUGCCGUUUCCUGUCGCUUCUGCUGGUACUGUACCUGGUCACGACGGCCUUCUUCCUGCUCUUCAUCCAGCACACGUCCGAGCGCCACCUGCUCGCCAACCACGCGCCCCGCUCGCCUCUGCUGGUCAGGCGCGCCCAGGCGCUCAACGGAGAUCCACCGCCCCUAGCGCGGCGAGGGUCAGAGAGGGAGAGGGUGGAGUUCAAGAGGCGACCGGCAGACGACGAGCGGCCAAGGGCUGGUAGGGCAGCCAGCAGUCAGGGAAAGCAUGAUGAGGCCAGGGCUUCUCAGAAGACAGUCAACGAGACUGGUAAAAAGUCCUCCAAAGUUCAGCGGCCUCUGAUUCUGUUCUGGACCCCGCUGUGGGGCCGUUUCGAUAGCUGGUCGCGGUUCUUCAGCGUGCCGCGUCUGGGCGAUUGCCGCGCGCGCUGCUCCUUCACCAGCCAGGAGGACCGACUGCCGGAGGCGGCUCUGGUGCUGUUCUCGGCGGCCGACCUGCCGCGGACGCCGCCGCCGCUGGAGGGCGGUCGGCCGGAGCGGUUCCCCGGCCAGCUGUGGGCCCUGUUUGCGCCGGACCCGCCGCCGGCCGAGGGGCGGCUCCAGCCCCACCAGGUGGACGGCCUCUUCAACUGGACGGUCAGCUACCGGCAGGACGCCGACGUGCCGCUGCAGUACGGCCGGGUGGUGCCGCUGGCCCGGAGAGACGGCCGGGCUGCGGCCGCCACCGUCCGCCCCCCAGACGGCCGGCGCGCCCUGUUCCGUCCGCAGCAGUGCGCUACUCCGAGCCGGCGCGAGGACUACGUGCGUGAGCUAAGCAGACACAUGCCAGUGGACGUGCUGGGGCCGUGCGGCGGCGGCGCGCCAUGCGGCCCGGCGCCGCAGUGUCUGGCAGCGCACGCCGCCAACCACACGUUCUACCUGGCGCUGGAGGCGGCCCACUGCGCCGACUUUGUGUCGGCGCGGCUGCACCAGGCGCUGCGGCACGGCCUGAUCCCAGUGGUGCGCGGUGGCGCCGAUUACGCCCGCCUCGCGCCCCCCGACUCCUUCAUCGACGUUGGCGAGUUCGCCGGCCCGGAGGCGCUGGCGCGUCACCUGCGCUCUCUGAGCGGCGCCCAGGUGCGGCGGCUGCACCGGUGGCGGGUCACCCACCAGGUGCUGUCGGCCAACUGGGCGUGCGACGUCUGCACGCGCCUGCACCUGCUGGCCUCCAAGGGGGAGCGGGUGCCUGCGCACAGCGGCGACCGGCUGGCCGACUGGUGGGAGCGGGGCCGCUGCACAGGACAGAGUGUGACGCCGCCGGCAGCGUGAGCAGACCGGGCGCCCCUCCGAGAACAGGUGAAGCGCAGACGAGCCCUGAUCCCGUACAAUAGUGUGAUGUGAUAGUGUGGGUGUUGUGAGUGCUUCAAAGAGCGAUCAGCGAUGACGCGCAUGUUUAUUACAAGGCUGGCAGUCUCAGCAAAGCGAGUCACAAGAAAAACGCAUUAAUCGACUGCUUUGUCUUCCUUCGGGGGUGCAACGAAUGUUCGUGAUGUGUUGUGGCGCCAUGUUGGCUCUCGUCAAGUGCCUCGCAAUCUGCUUUUACCUACUGGCUGUUAUGCUGAGUAAAUACUGAGAUGCAUUUAUGUAGGUACACUCUGCAUUCACGGGUACAUAAAUAUGAAGAAAUACCUCACAGUAGGCACCCGGUAUCUUGA